Messenger RNA from Panicum virgatum (switchgrass), 1675 nucleotides. Its product is annotated as subtilisin-like protease 3. The record is from RefSeq and is a predicted model, not a curated record. Lineage: Eukaryota; Viridiplantae; Streptophyta; Magnoliopsida; Poales; Poaceae. Bases 90 to 1571 code for a protein of 493 amino acids. The transcript has a single exon. Gene Ontology annotation, molecular function: serine-type endopeptidase activity. Gene Ontology annotation, biological process: proteolysis.
CCUCCAUUGCAGCAGCCUUGCAUCCUUUGCACACAUGCAACUCCACCUCCAUUGCAGCAACCUUGCGAAUUGCCUUCUCCCCAUCUCAAAUGGAUCCAGCAAAGAUCGCUCUGCUCUUCGCGCUCUCCUCCGCGCUGCUCGCGGCCGCUGCAGCGCACGAUGACGACACAUUGACGAGCAACAUGGGCGAAGGGGUCGUCAUCGGUGUCCUCGACGACGGCAUCGACGCGGGGCACCCGUCGUUCGGCGACGAGGGGAUGCCGCCGCCGACCGCCAGGUGGCGGGGCCGGUGCAAGCACCCCGGCGUCGCGGCCUGCAACAACAAGCUCGUCGGCGUGAGGGAGUUCACGCGGCACCUUCGCAACCCCGCCCGCCGGGCGGCGAGGGCUGGCACGCACGGGACGCACGCGUCGAGCAUCGCGGCCGGCACGCCCGUGCGCAGCGCCGACGGCGGCGCGGUGGUGUCCGGCGUGGCGCCGCGCGCGCACCUCGCGUUCUACCAGGUGUGCGCGGGGCGGGGGUGCACGAGGGGCCCGGUCAUGCACGCCGUCGAGACGGCGAUCGCGGACGGGGUCGACGUUCUCUCCAUGUCGCUCGGAGACGACGGCGGCGUCGGGUUCCACGAGGACCCCGUCGUCGCGGCCACGUUCUCGGCCGUCAUGAAGGGCGUCUUCGUCUGCGCCGCCGCUGGCAACGACGGCCCGACGCCGGGGUCAGUCGCCAACGACGCGCCGUGGAUACUCACGGUCGGCGCAAGCUCAGAGAGCUCUCCGCACUCUAGCAACGUCGCGGCGUUCUCCUCCCGGGGCCCGAGCCGCAACAACGGCGGCGUGCUGAAGCCGGACAUCGUGGGCCCUGGCGUCGACAUCCUCGCCGCCGUGCCACGCUCAACGCGCGGCCCAAGCUUCGCGCCCCUCUCCGGCACGUCCAUGUCGGCGCCGCACCUCAGCGGCGUCGCGGCGCUGAUAAAGAGCGCGCACCCGACCUGGUCUCCCGCGGCCAUCAAGUCCGCGAUCAUGACAACUGCCGACACCUCUGUCACUGACGAGACCGGCGCGCCGGCGAGCUACUUCGCCAUGGGCGCCGGGCUCGUCAACGCGGCCAAGGCCAUCGACCCGGGCAUGGUCUACGACAUCUCGCCGGAGGAGUACAUCCCCUACCUCUGCGGCUUGGGCUACACCGACGACCAAGUGAACCGAAUCAUUUACCCUGCACCCGCCGUUCACUGCGCCGACAUGGAGAACACCGAGGCGAAAGAUCUGAAUACCCCAUCGAUCAUGGUCGCGCUGACGGCGGACAGGCCGGCCGUGACGGUCAGGCGGACGGUGACCAACGUCGGAGCGGCCAGGUCGGCGUACCGGGCGGACGUGAGUGCGCCGGAGGGGGUCUCGGUCACGGUGGUUCCUGGAGAAUUGCAGUUCGACGAGGUGGGCCAAAAGGCGAGUUUUACCGUCACCGUGGAACGAGCUCCUGGCGUCGUGUUGGCGUCUGAGUUUUUGGACGCGCAGAUUGCGUGGGUGUCAGAGGAGCAUGCCGUGCGCAGUCCGGUAUCCAUUGCUGCUAGGUUCUGAUGGGCACUUGAUGAAUAGUUGAAGUAGUUAAAACUCUAGAAUUCAGAUUGUACAUAGGGGACUGUUUACAUCAGAUGGCUGAACGUGAAUCACGUGACUGGACA